UUUUUUUUUUUAAUGUUUAUUUAUUUUUGAGAGAGAGACAGAGUGCAAGCAGGGGAGGGGCAGAGAGAGAGGGAGACACAGAAUCUGAAGCAGGCUCCAGGCUCUGAGCUGUCAGCACAGCGCCCGAUGAGGGGCUCGAACCCACAAACCAUGAGAUCAUGACCUGAGCCGAAGUCCGACGCUUAACCGACUGAGCCACCCAGGCACCCUAUUCCUACUUCCUCUUCUAGCAAAUCAAUCAUCUCAUAUUCUAAUACAUGGCAAAAAUACAUGGGAUCUCUCUCCAUAUUCCUAAUCCCCAAUCCAUCUCCUUAUCAACUUACUAGUAUCAGUAUCCAUCCUUGACUCUUCCCUUUCAGUCAGAUAGCCAUACAUUUUACAGAUAGUUGAGUGCCCAGUACAUGCCAGGCACUGUACUCUGCUUGACUCUGGAAAGUGUAUGUGUGUUGGUAGUGAGAGGUGACUGAGACUUAAAAGACAGAGGCAACAACCUGAGAAAAGGCAACAUGACACUGAAGAUCUGAAAGAUAGUAGGUGUGGCUGGUACACCACUGCUGGGUUUUGUGGGCCAACUAAAGAUUUAGUCUUUAUCAGAAUACAUGGAUGGAUUCUAGGUAGAUGACAUGAUCAAACGCACAUUUUGAAAGAUCACUCUUCUUAUUAAAGCUGUACUUACCUAUGUUAGUUUGUUCUCUGUCCUUCCCAGUAGCUAAAAAGAUUCCAAAUAGAUUCCCAGGCCCUAACACAGACCUAGAGUCAGAAUCUUUGGGGGCAGUCUGGAAGUCUGUCUGUUUACAAUGCUCCCAGGAGAUGCUGAAGAACAGCUAAGUCUGAGAUCCACUGUCUUAGAACAUUAAAAAAAUGAAACUUAGCAUACAAAUUUAUUUUUCUGCUUGUAUCUUGCAUCUAGUCUGGGCCUAUAAAAAUGGGUCUUUGAAAAGACUAUAAACUACCCGUCUGCCAUAAAACAUUCUUUGUAUCCUCCUUCUUUCUAUUAUGGGUUACCAUGAAUACCACUUCCUGGUCAAAAUGCCAAAGGACCGAAGAUAUUUUUCUUAACAAAUUCUUUCCCAUUUACAUAGGAAAUAAUGUUCUCUCUUCCUAAAUGAUUAUACAUCGUAACACAUUAGCUAGUGUUUAAAGAGCUAGUUAAGCUCUAUGGGGUGAACCCACAAUUACAAUUAAGCUCUACAGGGUGAACCACAAUUAUUCAAGUAACUGAAGAUCUAUAGUGCUGUGUGAUUCCUAAAGUUGUUCUAUUAGGGUUUUGCUUUUUUUGUUUUGUUUUGUUUUGUUUUUUAGAGAGCAUGAGCAGGGAAGAUGGUCAGGGUUGGAGGACAGAGAGAAAAUCUCAAGCAGGCUCCAUGCUGGGGCUCAAUCCCAUGACGCUGGGAUCAUGACCUGAGCCAAAAUCAAGAGUCAGACACUCCACCCACUAAGCCACCCAGUAGCCCUAUGCUAUUAGGUUUUUUAAUGUGCAUUUUUCUUUUAAAGAUAUGCCCUUCCCAAAUAUGUUCAAACUAAUCUUAGAAUAAAUAUGCAAUCCCCCCCCCCAAAAAAAAACAUAUUAGUCACAUGCUACACGAGAAAAAACAGAUUUGUCACAGAAAAUCCACAUACAGGCUGUAUAGAUCACUUAUGCUGAGUUAAGAUCAUGUUCAGUUCAGUUUGCAUUAUUUAUGAUUAAAAGACAAGAAUAGUACAAAAAAUGAAGGACAGUCCUCCAAUCUGUUUGCCAAGAGUCCUCAUCUUUUCUCUUUGCUCUACUUCUCUAUAAAGCAGACAAAAAUGCCAGAAAGUCAGAUGAUGCCAUAAGUGCUUUAACUUGGCAAAAUGCCAAAGAAGGCUACAGACAGACCAAGAGGAAGAGGAAAAAAAAAAAAAUCAGAUAAACUACCUCCUCCAAAUCAACAACCGCAGACAUUUUGAAGGACACAAAAAGGCAUCUGUAAUGCAGUUCUUCCCCAGCUUUGUAACCAAACACUUACGAGAAAUGUAUUUCUUCUUGCUCCAUCUCUUCAUGCCUACUAAUGAUCCUUUACGGGUGUAAAAUGGGGAAAUGCCAACUAUUUCAUAUGUUGGGAAGAUUAAAGGACAUUUAUUUCAGGAACGCUUAUAUGCUACUUACUCUGUGCCAGGCUCUUCUAUUUUACAGAUAUUAACACAUCUAAUCCUCCCAACAGCCCUAUAAGGUAGGUACUACUAUCCUUAUUUUACAAAUGGAGGAACUGAGGCACACAGAUAUAACUAAACUUGCUGGAGUUUAUCAGCAAAUACCUGGCAGAACCUGGAUUCCAAUCUAAGCGGAGUAGUCUUGAGCUCAUUUUUCCUUAGCUCCCCCUUUGCUACAGGAGAUAAUUUAGCCCCUCAAUUGAGCAGUAAGGGCUUGCUGGACGCCUCCAGGGAUAGUUGCUAAUAUCCCCCCCUUCAUCAUCAUUGUGAUUUCUGUUACACAAGCCAUAGAAGAGUAGUACUCUUCGGAGCAGCUUUCCCCAACCAACAAACACUUACUACUGCCGGUGAAGUUCAUUUAGGCCUUACCCUCCCGACCUCUUAGGGGCUUUCUACUCUGAUCCUCUGUCUGCACGCCCACGUAGCCCCAGCCUCCAGCACCAAUUGCGCGGCCACGACAUUUACUGACUCGGGGCCUGACUGGGUUGGUUCCUUCCCAGCAUGGGGGGUGGGGAGGGUGCUCUGAUAAUGGUGUGGGGAAUGAGAUGUCCAAUGCUGGCAGAGGUGUCACAGACUGAAGGGCUGGAGGGCUCAGCCCUCCAAUUCCUGGCGGACCCGUGAGGUCCCGAUGGGGUGCCGGAUGCAUACGCGUCCGCUGUAUGGAGAAACUUCACCUCAGGAGAAACUGAGGCAGGAGACCAGGCUUAAUUCCAAAUCUUAACCUAUACUUCAACUACCAGCUCAUUUCAAAAAAAAAAAAAAAAAAAAAAAAGGAGGAGGAAGAGGAAGAAGAAGGUGAAAGAGAAGGAACAGAAGAAAAGAAAAACUUUGAAGGUACUGUUCCAAGACACACAGCAACUCAGUAGCCUCUGCUCUCUACCAAAUCGCAAGAGUAAGAGAAGGAGACCGCACCCCUCUCUCCCGGCAAUGCUUCCCAUUGUGCCUUCCAUCCAGCCGGCAGCGGCUUCAGCCUUCCCCCCGGUUCGGCGUUCUCCCACCGGCGGAUCAAGGGAAGUAUCCCAGCCCACACUAAGCGGGGAACUCACGGCUAAGCAAGGGAGAUAUCCUGGCAGGGGCGGGGGGGGGGUGGCUGUCGCAUGGUUUUAGGGUCAGGGGAGGGGUCUGUAUAUUGCUCAUUGCCUUUUAGGUCCGGAACAAGAAGGGCGCCAAAAGAUCUUGAAUCACCAACCGCUGCCACCUGCCGGAAGCCACUGCUUGGGCGUGUUUCUCCAGCUGGAGAGAGGCAUAUCCCGUGAGCCCGCGAGCGCAUCCCGUGAGCCCGCGGGCGUUCGAGGACUACGACUCCCGGCAUGCUCCGAGGCCUCUGGGGUUAACCCUUCGGGACCCGCAGCCUCCCAGCGCCCCGCCUCCGCCCUUACCUGGAUCCCGCAGGAGAUGGGUGCCCCCAUCGGCACACUGUCCUUUGGCCACCGGACAUCAUGCCUCCCAAGAAGGAUGUUCCUAUGAAGAAACCAGCAGGACCCUCUAUUUCCAAGCCUGCUGCCAAACCAGCAGCAGGGGCUCCUCCAGCCAAGACCAAGGCUGAGCCAGCACCAGCACCAGCACCAGCUGUCCCUCCAGCCCCUCAGAAAACCCAGGAGCCCCCCAUCGAUCUCUCCAAAGUGGUGAUCGAGUUUAACAAGGACCAGCUGGAGGAGUUCAAAGAGGCCUUUGAGCUGUUUGAUCGAGUGGGGGAUGGCAAGAUCCUGUAUGGCCAGUGUGGGGACGUGAUGAGGGCCCUGGGCCAGAACCCCACCAACGCCGAGGUGCUCAAGGUCCUGGGGAAUCCCAAGAGUGAUGAGCUGAAGUCCCGGCGUGUGGACUUCGAAACUUUCUUGCCCAUGCUCCAGGCGGUAGCCAAAAACCGGGGCCAAGGCACAUAUGAGGACUACCUGGAGGGCCUUCGGGUGUUUGACAAAGAGGGGAACGGCAAAGUCAUGGGAGCAGAGCUCAGACAUGUCCUCACUACCCUGGGAGAGAGGAUGACCGAAGAGGAGGUGGAGACUGUUCUGGCAGGACAUGAGGACAGCAAUGGAUGCAUCAACUACGAAGCCUUCCUGAAGCACAUCCUAAGCGUCUGAGCUCUACUGGUACGGCCCUCCCACUCCGACUGGGGAGAUGCAGUGGGGCCGGACACUGCCCCUCCCCCCCUUCCCUGGCAGGCGGAAGCACGUUCCUGCCACUGGGAGGCCACCUAUUGUUUCAAAAUAAAGACACAGUUCAACCCUC
Messenger RNA from Leopardus geoffroyi (Geoffroy's cat), 4401 nucleotides. It is a transcript of the gene MYL6B, whose product is annotated as myosin light chain 6B. The transcript has 8 exons. The record is from RefSeq and is a predicted model, not a curated record. Gene Ontology annotation, cellular component: myosin II complex. Gene Ontology annotation, molecular function: structural constituent of muscle; calcium ion binding. NCBI's taxonomy places the organism in Eukaryota, Metazoa, Chordata, Mammalia, Carnivora, Felidae. The coding region runs from base 3612 to 4253 and encodes 213 amino acids.